Clarias gariepinus (North African catfish) is the source of this 4968-nucleotide messenger RNA. RefSeq names its product FERM, RhoGEF and pleckstrin domain protein 2 (gene farp2). Gene Ontology annotation, molecular function: guanyl-nucleotide exchange factor activity; cytoskeletal protein binding. The coding region runs from base 123 to 3266 and encodes 1047 amino acids. The transcript has 28 exons. Lineage: Eukaryota; Metazoa; Chordata; Actinopteri; Siluriformes; Clariidae. The record is from RefSeq and is a predicted model, not a curated record. Gene Ontology annotation, cellular component: cytoskeleton.
GCUCGCGCCUGUGACUCCAGUCGCAAGUAAUUCCCGAAAAAAGAGUUGCGAGGAAAACAAAACGGCGCACAAAUACGAGGGUGUCUGAGUGAGAAGGUAGCCCCGCUGCGCCGUGAGCAGCAAUGGGUGAGAUCGAGGGCACAUACCGGGCGCUGCAGACACCAGGCACGCGCCUUGGCUCUCAAUUCAACCCCGGCAUCAGCACGCUUGAACCUGGACAGAGUCUACAUUCGUCUGUAACAGGAAGCAAAGGCAAGGGCCUGCAGAUCCGUGUUCAGGGCCUGGACGAUGUUCAGGAGUUCUACGAGCUGGAGACUAAAGCAGAUGGACAGAUGCUUCUUAAUGAAGUAUAUCGACGGAUAAAUCUUAUCGAGAGCGAUUACUUUGGUCUGGAAUUCCAGAAUGUGCAGAUGAACUGGGUUUGGCUGGAGCCCACCAAGCUCAUUGUUAAACAAGUGCGACGACCAACGAACACAGUCUUUCGGUUGUCAGUGAAGUUCUUCCCACCAGAUCCUGGCCAGCUUCAGGAGGAGUUCACCAGGUACCUGUUUUCCCUGCAGAUGAAGCGAGAUCUGAUGGAAGGCAAGCUGAACUGCUCGGAAAACACAGCGGCUCUGCUGGGCUCUCACCUAGUUCAGUCUGAGAUUGGAGACUAUGAUGAUGUUACAGACAGGGAGUAUCUGAAGCUUACUAAGCUUCUACCACACCAGGAACACUUGCAGGAGAAGAUCAUGGAGCUCCAUCGCGGACAUGUGGGUCAGACACCUGCUGAGUCUGAUUUCCAAGUGCUGGAGAUUGCCCGUAAGUUGGAGAUGUAUGGUGUGCGUUUCCACCCUGCAGCUGACCGUGAAGGCACCAAGAUCAACCUGUCAGUGGCCCAUAUGGGUCUGCAUGUCUUCCAGGGCAACACCAAGAUCAACACUUUCAACUGGUCCAAGAUUCGCAAACUGAGCUUUAAAAGGAAGAGGUUUCUUAUUAAGCUGCAUCCCGAGGUCCAUGGUCCUCAUCAGGACACGCUGGAGUUCCUGAUGGCUAGUCGUGAUCAGUGCAAGAUUUUCUGGAAGAGCUGUGUGGAGCACCAUGCCUUCUUUCGUCUGUUUGAUCAACCACAACCCAAAGCCAAAGCCAUUCUUUUUAGCAGAGGAUCUUCAUUUAGAUACAGUGGGCGAACUCAGAAGCAGCUGGUGCAGUAUGUGCGAGACAGCAGUUUGAAGAGAACACCCUACCAAAGGAGGAACAGCAGUAGAAUCCGUAUGUCAACUCGCUCCUUAGCCACUGAUUUUCCUAAGCAGAGUCUGUCCUUCAACGACAGCCUUAAGAUUUGCAGUUCUCCCCCAUCUGCCACUGUUUCCUUCCACUCUCUGCACUCUUCCAUCUCUCCUGUACGGAUGGAUAAUAAUAGCAAACCUCAAAUCCAGCAGAUCCAGCACAUCGCAUCUCUCCAGCAUCCUGUGAGACCACCUAGCCCUGUGAAGGAAGAGCCUGCAAAGAUCCACUCUCCAUCUAACUCAGCCUUCCCAGGUCCUGAAAUAGACAGUCCCCAGCUCUCUCCCUUUGGGUCCAAGUGUCCCCUCAGUUUGUCCACAUCCUUCCAGAUGUCCACGCUCAGCCUGCCCAGCCAGGCACCCUCAAGUCCUCUCCUUAAUGAGGGGGGAAGUGCCAGGCUGGAGGAGGAGGAGGAGCUCAGGAGAAAGAGAUAUCCCACUGAUAAAGCCUACUUUAUUGCCAAAGAGAUUUUGAUGACUGAGAGGACAUACUUGAAGGAUCUGGAAGUUAUCACAGUGUGGUUCCGCAGUGCAGUGAUUAAAGAGAAUGCCAUGCCUGAAGGUCUAAUGACCCUCCUUUUCUCCAACAUUGACCCCAUUUAUGAGUUUCAUCGAGGCUUUUUGAAAGAAAUUGACCAGAGGCUGGCUCUUUGGGAGGGUCGCUCUAAUGCUCAUGUGAAGGGAGAUUACCAGAGGAUUGGUGAUGUUAUGCUGAGGAACAUGUCUUCCCUAAAGGAGUUCACCAGUUACCUUCAGAAGCAUGAUGAAGUACUGACCGAGCUAGAGAAGGCAACGAAGCGUGUAAAGAAGCUGGAGACGGUGUAUAAAGAGUUUGAACUGCAGAAGGUGUGCUACCUGCCCCUCAAUACCUUUUUGCUCAAACCCAUCCAGAGACUUAUGCAUUACAAGCUAAUCUUAGAGCGUCUGUGCAAACACUACUCCCCUGAGCACAGGGACCACCACGACUGCAAAGAAGCCCUAAAGGAGGUGACGGAGAUAACAGCCCAGCUACAGAGUAGCCUCAUCCGACUGGAGAAUUUCCAGAAACUGACAGAACUGCAGCGAGACCUAAUUGGCAUUGAGAACCUCACGGCUCCUGGCAGGGAGUUCAUCAGGGAAGGAUGCCUUUACAAGCUUACAAAGAAAGGCCUGCAGCAAAGGAUGUUUUUCCUGUUUUCAGACAUGCUGCUUUACACUAGCAAAGGCGUCACAGCCACGAACCAAUUUAAAGUUCAUGGCCAGCUUCCCCUCCAUGGCAUGCUUCUCAUUGUGCUGGAUGCUCCGGUGGAGGAGAGUGAGAACGAGUGGUCGGUCCCCCACUGUUUCACCAUAUACUCAGCCCAGAGGACCAUCGUGGUGGCUGCCAGCUCUAAAGUAGAGAUGACUAAAUGGAUCGAAGACCUAAACAUGGCGAUCGACAUUGCGAAGAAGUCACAGGAGAAAUCUGAUAUAUUUCUCGACCCCAGUCUGUGUGAUCGCUCCAACAGGUCAUCUGAUGAGGUGUCGCUGGAGCAGGAGUCUGAGGACGAUGUGAACUCGUCCCGCUGCUCUCUGGACAAACAGAGCCACCAUCGCGCCAACACAACAAUGCACGUGUGCUGGCACCGAAACACCAGUGUCUCCAUGUCUGACCACAGCCUAGCCGUGGAGAACCAGCUGUCUGGCUACCUGCUCAGGAAGUUUAAGAACAGUAACGGCUGGCAGAAAUUGUGGGUGGUCUUCACCAACUUCUGUUUGUUCUUCUAUAAGACACACCAGGAUGACUUCCCUCUGGCUAGCCUGCCUCUGUUGGGUUACACGGUCAGCACACCCGGGGAAUCGGACAGCAUUCACAAAGAAUAUGUCUUCAAGCUGCAGUUCAAAUCUCAUGUUUAUUUCUUCAGGGCUGAAAGCGAGUAUACCUUCGAACGGUGGAUGGAGGUGAUAAAGAGUGCAGCGAGUGCUGCCGGCAGGGUGAGUCUGCUCAUACCCAAGGGCCCAGAAGAGAUCAAUGGGAACUGAAGAUUGAAACUGAGGCUGGUUGUCCUCCUGGAGCUCGGGGCUGGGCCCUGCAGACUUCAAUGAGUCUAUACUAUGAUUUUAUUUAAUCCUCUCUGUUUUGUGAUUCCUAAUGCCAUUUUUUCAUUACUGACUCUGAAGUCUAGACCAUUUCUGCUAAAUGGAAAAGGAAGAAGUCUAAGAACUCAACUCUGUUCUUUCAUCUUUGACAUGUAGGCUGUGCCCCCUUUAUUUUAAAGUCAUGCCAAGCUCUGCAGAAAUAUAACCCUAAAUGGCUAUUACUUUCUAUUUUGGUUCAUGUGGUCCCGCUACAAUGUCAGCAGUCAUAUUUCUAAAAUAGCCAGUUCUUCAUCUCAAAAGUGCAAGUUUCACCAGAGUUGAAAACGGUUAUAACUUCAUGAAUGGGUUUAAUGUCGUUAAAACCUCGUUAAGCGUAAUCUCAAUCUCAACCCCUCAUAUUUAUGGGAGCACAGUGACGGAACACUGCCGAACAGAGUAAUGGACUGAGUCGGAUCUGGAUGGUAGAAAAGUAAGUGAAAAGAAUGAAGAAAGAAGGACGCAGAACCACAGUGGUAUGGGCCAGAGAAUUUGGCAGAACUCCAGAGAUGAAGUGGUUUGUGAGAAAGCCCAUGGUCCUCUGUAAACAGUUGUGAAAGGACAAACGGCAGGCAAUUUAAAUUGAAAUCGAGAGGAUAGGCAGAAUAAUUGGUGAUCUGGUGUGGACACACAAGUGAGUAAAGUUUGUAGUGUUUUUGUCCUGUUCAGUUCCACAGUCAUCAUGGCAAGACUUUAGUGACGAUGUAUUUGAGUUAUACUUUAGUAAUAUGCCUGUUUUAAUUAACAGUUAAAUAGGGAUCUGCUUUGACUUGUGUAAAUGUAAAAACUAUUGAGAUAUAUUGAAAAGACUCCUUCAGAGAGUAUUUAAUAGAUUUCUUACUGACAGUGCAUUUCUCAUCUCUACAUUUUAUUUUUAUUUCUUUUUUCUGGACAACCACAAGGGGGAGUCAGCCUCUAGAGUGCUCAUUGACAAAAUCUAACUAGGCUUACUGCCUCAUGGUUUGGGUAGUUAAUUAAACGUAUCACUCUUCUGAUUUCUUUACCUUUCCCCACACUAAUUGUGAAUAAGGGAACAUGAACCAUGUGGGAAAUUGCUUACUGUUCAUGUACUUAAACCAAAAGAAAAAAGGUCAGUGUGAUGAAGUUUCUUUUCAGUUUCUUUCUCAUUUAUAGAUGAAGCACAGGUUAUGCUGUUAUCUGUAUUAUUACUAUUAUUAUUAUUAUUAAUCCUUUGUUUUGAUAUAAAGGCCAGUUUUUUAUGUAAAUAUUUGGGUUGUCAUAUGGUAAAGUGAAUAUUUCUGUGAACAGUUUGAUUUACACAGUGUUUUCCAAAACCCCAAAUGCAACUGAUUAACCAAGGCACGUCUAAUGAUUGGACUUUGCUUCUUUAUCAAAGCUACAAAAUGAUAACGUCCUCACUUAGCUCAGUGAACAAAAGGUCUCAUCAAAUAGACUAACAAGUCUGUUAAUUGAUUACUUUAUCCAAAUCACUUUCAAUGUACAAUCCUGCCUUUAGACUUGAUAGUGCAUCAAGCUGUGCUAGGGAAGAAAAUGAUUCUAGCUUCAGUGUGGUCUCUACCAUGGUUCUUUGCGAUGUGAUUUAGUUAGGUUUCUUAUGUACGAUAUGUGCCAUAUAGUAAAAAAAACA